Messenger RNA from Stegostoma tigrinum, 8174 nucleotides. Its product is annotated as E3 ubiquitin-protein ligase NEDD4-like. Gene Ontology annotation, molecular function: sodium channel inhibitor activity; protein binding; ubiquitin protein ligase activity. The transcript is spliced from 25 exons. The coding region runs from base 94 to 3783 and encodes 1229 amino acids. NCBI's taxonomy places the organism in Eukaryota, Metazoa, Chordata, Chondrichthyes, Orectolobiformes, Stegostomatidae. Gene Ontology annotation, biological process: regulation of dendrite morphogenesis; neuromuscular junction development; receptor internalization. The record is from RefSeq and is a predicted model, not a curated record.
UUGCUUUAAGUGUUCUCUGCAGAAUGUGAGUUUUUAACUAGCUCAGAUUCAUUCCAACCUAGGACCACAUUUGUUGUAUUUCAAAAGGGAAGAAUGGCCCGUCGUUUGCGACUGCAUUUUGCAACCAGGAGGAGCAACACUGACCCACUGUCUGAAACUUCGGGAGAAGGCUUGGAGAGUAACAUUUGUAUGACAGUUGAGACUGUACCAGUACAUGUGAGAAAGAAUGUUCACCAAGUGACUGCACUUGAACCUGUGGCAGCGCAGACAGUAGCACAGGAUGAACGUAUCCUACAGCGCAGUUCUUCAUUGUUUAUACCACAGGUCAGCAACAGUGAUCAUCACCGCAAAAAGAGCUCUACCUUGCAAAUAUCACUGCAGUCCAAACAAUCCAGAGGACAGUGUGAAUCUAGUACUCGUUGCAAUGGCAGAGAGGGUGGUUUGUGCAAUGCCGGUAUUUCUUUUGACCAAGAGCUUUUAGAACGUGCGAUGGAGUCCACCAAAGCAUCAGUGAAGUUGAGAAAACCGAAGGUUCCAUUGAGGCGUUGUUCAUCAUUGGUGAUAUUUCCUCAGAGUCCGUGUAGUACUCCGCCAGCUACACCAACAAGCCCAGAUCCAUUUACAAGUGCAAGUAGCAAUCCCACAUUAAACAGAUUUCUUCCUUGCCCUCAUGAACCAAAGCAAGAUGAAGAUCAGGCUGUGUCUAAAUCCAAAGAAGCAAGCACAUGUUUUGUUGCAACAGCAGUUAAUGGGCUGCGUUUGUCUAACCCAGUUUGUCCUUCUUCGGAAGUUAGAGACAUUAAGUCGCUUCAUUGUAACGGACAGCAACCUGGCAAAAAUCGAGCAAUAGAUUACGGCGAGGAAGAAGCAGAGUAUUGGGGAAAAGUGAAGAAACCGCACAGACCUUCAAAUCACGUUCUGCAUUUCAACUACCAAAGAGCUCAUGUAUUUGGAACAGAGCCCAAGGAAGGACAAAUUCACCCUGAAUCAUUUGUGAAGGAGUUUAAGCAGAGCUCUUUAAAUACUGGACAUGCGCAUCAUCCUAUUAAGUUAAUAAGGAGCACCUCUGUAUGUUUACCUUCGUUCAAACAUUCAGACUGCCAACUUAAUAUUAAUGGUGUGGUAGAAAGGGAAAUUAUAAAUGAACAAAACAAGCGUCCGAUCUUUCAAAGGAGCCAUUCACUUGAAGUUCCCUGUCAGCUGGUUUCCAGUUAUCAUUCAAAACCUAAACAUUGUUGUUCAAGGGUUGGGAUCCCUCAUUUACAAAUCCACGUAGCUCCUAGAUCAGAGCAAAAGACGUUCAGUUCUGAGGAGGAAAUGACUGGAGCUGUUUGGGGACGAAAGUGCAAGACCAGAGAUGAUUUUCUGGGGUUGGUGGAUAUUCCCCUUCAACAUAUCCCGACUGAAAAUCCGAACCAGGAGAGACCAUAUACGUUCAAGGAUUUUCUUCUUCACCCUAGAAGUCAUAAGUCCAGGGUUAAAGGGCACCUUCGAUUAAAGAUGACCUAUUUGCCUAAAAGUAAUGCUUCUGAAGAAGAUAGCACAGAGCAGGCUGAUGAAUUGGAGCCUGGCUGGGAACUUCUGGACCAACAGAGUGUGACUGUCCAUAGCCAACCUCCCCCUGCACUACCUGUUGGAUGGGAGGAGAAGCAGGAUAAUCUGGGAAGAACUUACUUUGUCAACCAUGAAACCAGAACAACACAGUGGAUUCGACCAAGUUCUCAGGACACGGCAUCAGACAUAAAUCGUUGUCGAAAUAACAUCCAGCUGGAAGCACAGCAUGUAUAUAGUACACGGAGACAGAUAUCAGAAGAAAUCGAAACUUCUGAAAACAACAGAGAUUCCCCAGAUCAGAGCUGGGAAAUUAUAACUGAUGAUGAAACUGUGUUCAGUAACUGCAACCCUCAGUCACCCCCACCUCCCCACACACCUACGGGACAAAAUACAAGUUUUGACUUGCAAAAUCAACUAGCAGAGGAACUUAGUCGGCGCUUUCAGGCAUCUGGAUGCACGGUUACAGAUCGUCGCAGCUCCUGCUCAAGUCAUUCCAGUAGACGGGGAAGUUCACAAGCAACUAUGGAUGAACAGCCAGCACUGCCAGUUAUUUUACCCACUUCAACAGGAUUGCCCCCUGGCUGGGAAGUAAAGAAGGAUGACAAGGGAAGAGCCUACUAUGUCAACCACAAUAACCGAACCACCAGUUGGACGCGACCUGUUAUGCAGACCACUAGUGAAGCAGUGCAACCAAAACCCUGUCGGAGUCCCACAGCAUAUCUUCCUCCUACAGUAUCUCCUCAAGAUUCUCCACAAAAUUCCCCAAGCCAUCAACGGAAGUAUGAUUUGGGCUUUCUCCCUCCAGGCUGGGAAGUCCGACAUGCAACCAAUGGUAGACAUUUCUUCAUUGAUCACAACACCAAAACAACAACAUGGGAGGACCCAAGAUUGAAAAUUCCAGCUCAUAUGAGACACCGGCCAUCUUUAGAUCCUUCAGACCUUGGGCCACUUCCUCCUGGCUGGGAGGAGAGAGUUCACUCAGAUGGUAGAAUUUUCUACAUUGACCAUAAUUCUAAAGCUACCCAGUGGGAGGAUCCUCGCUUACAGAAUGUAGCCAUCACUGGACCUGCUGUGCCUUAUUCAAGAGAUUACAAACAGAAGUAUGAUUAUUUCAGGAAAAAGCUGAGGAAGCCUUCUGACGGUCCAAAUCGGUUUGAAAUGAAGCUACGCCGUAAUGCAAUCUUGGAAGACUCCUACAGAAAAAUAAUGUCUGUGAAGAGAGUGGAAUUCCUUAAAGCCAGACUAUGGAUUGAGUUUGAUGCUGAAAAAGGAUUGGAUUAUGGUGGUGUUGCCAGGGAAUGGUUUUUUCUUCUCUCCAAGGAGAUGUUCAAUCCUUAUUAUGGAUUGUUUGAAUAUUCUGCCACGGACAAUUACACCUUACAGAUAAAUCCAAACUCUGGACUCUGCAAUGAGGAGCAUCUAUCUUACUUCAAGUUCAUAGGCCGCGUAGCUGGAAUGGCAGUUUACCAUGGAAAAUUAUUAGAUGGAUUUUUCAUCAGGCCAUUGUAUAAGAUGAUGCUUCAGAAGCCAAUUACACUGCAAGAUAUGGAGUCGGUGGACAGUGAGUAUUAUAAUUCGCUAAUGUGGAUUCUUGAAAAUGAUCCAACUGAUUUGGAUCUUCGAUUCGUGGUUGAUGAAGAGCUUUUUGGUCAGACUCAACAACAUGAACUAAAACCUGGUGGAUCAGAAAUAUUGGUUACCAACAAAAACAAGAAAGAAUACAUUCACCUUGUGAUGCAGUGGAGGUUUGUUAAUCGCAUCCAGGAACAAAUGAAUUCUUUUAAGGAGGGUUUUUUUGAAUUGAUCCCGCAAGAUCUCAUAAAAAUAUUCGAUGAGAAUGAAUUGGAGCUAUUAAUGUGUGGACUGGGGGAUGUAGAUGUGAACGACUGGAGGGAGAACACAAAAUACAAAAAUGGAUACAAUGCAAACCAUCCCGUCAUUCAAUGGUUUUGGAAGACAGUGCUGUUAAUGGAUUCAGAAAAGCGUAUUCGAUUCCUGCAGUUUGUGACUGGUACCUCACGGGUACCUAUGAAUGGAUUUGCUGAACUGUACGGAUCAAAUGGACCACAGUUAUUUACUAUUGAACAGUGGGGAACUCCAGAGAAAUUACCAAGAGCCCACACGUGUUUCAAUCGUCUUGAUCUGCCACCUUAUGAGUCAUUUGAAGAGUUGCGGGAGAAGCUUAACCUGGCAGUCGAGAACACUGAAGGUUUUGAUGGAGUCGAUUGAGUGACCAAAGCUGGCUGAUAUAGUGUAAUCAUGUCAUCCAGCAAGUGUGCAGAAAUGUGAAGCAAAGUAUCAAAAAAUCGAGUUUUGAGAUGAAGUCUUGCGUGUAGGGAAAUGUCUUCUUUAUUAAGCUAAUGAAGCACUAACAGACUAAGUACGCAGUAACACUACUAUCAAUUCCCCGAGCUCUCAUUUUUAGAGCUGCAAUGAGAAGCAUUUUUCUUACAGACUGGUUGAAUAUGGCUAAUUUGCCUGGACGUGCUUAUCAUACCAACUAAUAAAAUAUGGUUUAUAUGCAGGCAAUGAAUCAAAAAUCCCAUUUAAUUCAGUGACCUCACAAUGCAGGCUUCUGAUGUUCAAUAUUGUUCAGUAUCUAUUCUGUACAGCACCAAUUAUCACAUGUCCUUAAUUAGGAAUGUGCAUGUAAGAUUCAACAAUCUAGCUCCCUUGUCACUGUCACUCAGUUGAGAGUUGUGCAUUUUUCCCAGUCUGUGAGCCAAGUCAGGCUGGUUUGCUGUAUUGACUCACUGCAGUUUUAUCACUUUAGUGUCUUUCUUAUUUUGAUAACCUCCUGGGUAAACUAAUAUGUAGCAUAACAUCAAGUUUAACCAAUGGUGAUUUCAUAUGUGGGUUAAAAUUGAUAACGCAUACAGCUCUAAUAAACUACUGAAAUUUUUAUUCUGUAAAAUAACUUGGAAGAUUACUCAAAUGUGAAUUUAGAGGAGGGUAAACCCAAAUGCAUGGAAGUCAGACUGGAUGGAUGAAGCUCUAGUGACAAACUUCUGCUUUAAAAUGUAAUUUUAUCACAAGCUGCAAGAUUCGCAUUGAACUGUGUGUGUUAUUUGUGAAACUUUUCUCAUUGCUAUAAUGGCAUUUCUCAAAAUGUGAUUAUGAAUAAUAUGACUUUAAUUAUUAAUGUUUUCAGAAACCAUUUUGUAUUUUUUACUUGACUAUUAAGAUUCCAAAAGCUGUACUUAAUACUACACAGAUUUUGGCUUUAGAAUUUAUGUUUGAAAGCUGACACAGUUACAAUGGUUUGUUUAAAUUGAUACAAAGAGAAUGAAAGGAGGCUGCUGAAGAUUCGCUGGGUGCGCUUUGUCAACAUUGAGGAAGACGGCAUUAUAACAAACCCUAUGUUUGGAAAAAAAACUUUGCAUUUUGACUACAUUAUAAAAUAAUGUUUCAUUUUAAAGACUGUAAAGAAAUCAGAAAAGCUAACUUGUUCUAUGUUCUGAGAUGUAGUACUUUUAAUAGUGAAAGAUGGAAUCUGUAAGUUAGUUUCUUUUAAAAAGACAACCUACAUCCGUAGUAAAACAGUGAAGUAUGCUUGCUGCUUUUUUUGCAAAUCCAAGGCACACAAUAAGUUUUAUAAAGUGGCAGCAGUUAUUGUACUUUAUCUGUGAAAAUACAAUAAGUUUACACUUUAGGGAAAAAAAGGUAUUGGUUUACAGUUGGUUGAAUCCAUUGGCUAAACUUGAAUUUUCUUAAGUGUCCAUAUCAAGGUGAUCAUAUGGAGGAAUAUCCAUGCAGUCAAAUUGGAAUUUUUGAAGAAUAAUGGUUUUAACACAGAUAUUACAUUAAAAGGUGUUAAUCCUGUUUAGUUACUACCAGCCCAGGAUGCCGAGAAUGGAAUUGAAUAUUGUUACAAUUGGUCUUAAUUACUUUUUCUCCGAGAUUGAUAAAAUUGCCCCUCUUUAAAAGUAGCUUAGAAUAGAUGUCAAUUAUUGGAGAAUGUGUGUAAAUACUACAAAGUAUAGUGAUUCCAAAUUGUACAUAUUCUUUAAAUUAUAUUUGCAUUCUACACAAUAUACAUUGACUUCAGAUGUGUAAAUACCUUAUGAAAAAAUCCACUAACUUUUAUCAUUGCAAUAUUAUAAAAAUAUGAUGCAUGCAAUGUUAUCUUUUGUCUUUUAAGGUUAUAAUUUAGAAUAGAAUUUGAAACAAGAAAAACAGACUGGGUGGAAACAAUUUUGUAAAUACUUACAGUGCACACAAUUAAAUUAAUGAAAUUCAUCUGUAAGAGGGAUUUUGUGAGAAACACUGGGAAGUUGGUGGAUGAAGCCUGUUUAUAAUAAAAUAGCCUUUUUAGUGCAAGUUGUGGUUUGGUUAAUAUAGAGACGAUCUUUGAAGUUAAUGUUUUGGAAAGUAAUAUGUAUAUAGGGGCAAGAUCAACAUGUUUCAAUUUUCUGUCUCUGCAUUAAUUGAUGUUUAAGCAUUUGAAGUUAUUGCCCCUCUGACACAGCCUUAUAUCAUAACUGUUAACUUCAUGUUAAUACAGUCUGAUUUUUUUUAAAAAUGGUCUGUGCAUCCCAGUGUGAACACAGUGGCUAGGUGAUCUGCAGUCAGGUUUGUGCCAUUGCUCUUUAUAAACUUUCGAUUAAAAUGUGUUUGAAAUAACAACUCUGCUCAUUACAUAAUUAACUGUUGCACAGUCACCAUGUUCAGUUAUCAGCAAGACAGCUAAAGCAUAAUUUGGUAAAGACAGAAUGAGACACUGGGAUGAUAUCUGUUACUUAUACAAAAACAAAGCCUCCCUGAUAUCCAAUAGCUAAAGCACUGCAAGACCUGAAAGCAGCAAAAAUAGCUAUGCAACAGACGGAGGUGCUGUGCAAACAAACAUUGGAUCAACUUAAGUCAAAAAUCCAAACUAGCUGUAAUAAUGGAGAUCUAUGAGUCACGUAUGAAAGGUUCUAGAGGGCAUUUUGCCCUGCCAAUACUCAUGUUGCUCCUCUGAAGUUGACAGUUGAAAGAACAGUACUCACAGAAAUAAAGUUGUUUUUUGUUUUAAAAAUUCAUUCAUGGGAUGAGAUUGUCUCUGGCUAUGGCACAUUAAUUGUGCAUCACUAAUUGCCCAGGGACAGUUAAAAGUUAGCCACAUUGCUGUGGGUCUGGAGUCACAUGUAGGCCAGACCCAGCCAAGGACAGCAGAUUUCCUUCUCUAAACGACAUUAGUGAACGAGAUGGGCUUUUCUGACAUUCAACAAAAGAUUCAUGGUCAUUAUUAGACUUUUACUAUACAUUUUUUUUUGAAAUCAGAUUCCACCAUUUGCCAUGGUGGAUUAAAACCCGGGUCCCCAGAACCCCAAACCUGGGUCUCUAGAUUACCGGUGCAGCGAUAAUACCACUAGGUCAUUGCCUCCCUGACAAUUGUUCCACUGGGCCAAACAUUGCUGUGAUUGAGAUUACUAUGCUGUGAUUCCCCACUCAGCAAUCAGAAAUUGUGAUAGGAAAAUUACUUGGGAUUGACGUUAUUUUAAAAGUUAAAUGCUCCGUGUAUCUUUUUAACUUUUUAAACUUUAAACAGUCAAAUAGUCUGUAUUAAGACAACGUAGUUGGUCUAAAUCCAUAGUAUUCAAGGGAAAUGCUACCAUGGUUUAAAUACGUGACUCAAAUGUUUCCUUGCAGUCCUUUGCAGUGUUCCUACGAAAAGAUAUCCUUUGAAGUGGGCUUUACUAGCUUCAAAAUCUCCCCACACCCCCGGCCUCAUCUCUUGACCAACCGUCCCUCUUAUCCCUGUCUCCUUAACCUGUCCAUCAUCUCUCCCACCUAUCCGCUCUUCCCACCUCACAGACAAAUCCUCACCAAUGUCUACCUGCCUCACCUAUCGCCACCCCACCUACCUUCCCCAGCCCAAACCCUCCCUCUAUUUAUUUAGAGCUCCCUUCCCCUCCCCCAUUUCUGAAGAAGGGUCCUGACCUGGAACAUCAGCUUUCCUGCUUUUUCCUGCCAGGCCUGCUGUGUUUCUCUAGUUCCACACUUAUAUUUUGAAGUGUGUUGUUGUCUUGUGGAUAAAUUUUCCUCAAAUAAUAUGUUCAGGCUUUUAAAGAUCACACUUCCUUCACUUUUAAUUUUCCAUCACUUAAGUUCUUGCAGAGGUUUUACCAGUGAGAUUUUGUGCAGGUCAUUAUCCAGAUUGCUCUCCUUCUCUAUGUGCUGCACUUCAUUAUAGUGACUUCCACACGCAACACCCUAUAUUCACAGCAGAGUGUACUGCUGUACGACUGCUCAGAAAUACUGCUCCUUCCUUUAUCCCCUUCAAUGACCAUCUUGUGCUCUGCAGUUUUGCUAUGGUAAUUUCUAGUGUUUACUUUAAGCAAGUUGAAUUGUAAAGCUGCAGAGCCACGCCAGGCAGCACCAUAUGAUCUGAGAUGUACUCCAGUGAGAAUUUAUUAUACUUUGCCAUCCCAGUCCUUAGAAUUUGAGAAUGACUUCUUAGCACUGCAGCACACUCGGAUCAAUUGAAAGUGAAUUUGUUCAGCAGAAAUUAUCAAGAUGUAUCAUUUAAGUGGAGGUGUCCUUUUGAACCAUUAUGUGAAAAUUGUCGGAGUUAGUACCUAUUCUUUUGUAAUUGUAUCAAGAGUACAUUUUUAAAUAAACAAAACUUGCGAUGUGAA